AUGGAAAUACCCUGAAUAGGCCAAAAAUUAUUAUAUUUAACAUUUUCCGAAAAGCGCCUAAUUAGUUCGAAACAUCGAAAGCCCGAAUAUUUUUAUAAAGAGUCAAGAAAUAUGGAUUGUCUUUUUCAUGAUAUUAAAAAAAAAAUUUUUGAAUCUGAUAUGCUAUUUUGAAGCUUAUUUAAAAAGUUAAUAACUUUGAAUUUAGCAUUUCAAAAUUCUAUCUUCUUUACUCCCCCUCUCCAUGAGCGAAUAAACCAUUAGAAAAAUCCUUAUUAUUUGCCCUAAAACCCACCCUCAGUGAGCGAACAAAAAUUUUUUAUGAAAAAUAUUUUGAUAUAUGAGUAAUUAUUAGUAUAAUGAAGUAUCUAAUAAUUCUGUUUAAUUUUAGACUGAAAAAAAUUAUUUUUCUCGCUCACAGAGUGGGGAGGAGUUAGAUAA
This is a messenger RNA of Blepharisma stoltei, 438 nucleotides long. Lineage: Eukaryota; Ciliophora; Heterotrichea; Heterotrichida; Blepharismidae. The record is from the annotation of a GenBank genome assembly.